Paramecium pentaurelia is the source of this 896-nucleotide messenger RNA. The record is from the annotation of a GenBank genome assembly. NCBI's taxonomy places the organism in Eukaryota, Ciliophora, Oligohymenophorea, Peniculida, Parameciidae.
AUGUAACAGGAAAGCAUAUAUAAUUUAAUUCCUAAAGAGUAUGUACCUCCAUCCAAAGAACCAAUGUAUAGAUCUGCAUAUCCAAAUGGUUUAGUACCUACUGCAAGCACCUUCAAUAAUCAUACCACAAGUCGACCUAAAGUUAAUAUAAAUUUCUAUUUAAGGUCAAUAAUAUCAAUGGUGAUUUCGAAUUAGUCAAAGGACCUCAUACUCAUAAAGGAUAAUCUAAUUCUCUAGGAAAAAUUAAGGGUAAUUUAAAUUUUCUAUAAGGAUCAUACAAACCUGAUGCUACAUUGUUUAGAAUGAAGAAUACUGGUACAAUGGGAUCUAAUUAAUUACCUGAAAGUAAUCCAUUAUAUUAAAGUAGUUUAAUCAUUCAAAUAUCCAUAAUCAUGUAGAGCGGCAGUUCCAAAAAAAGAUGAAAAACCAAUACAUGGACUUAAAUCAAAUAAGAAUUUUAUUGUUACAAAUGCAGUUGAAAAUAUCCUUUCGGCCCCCAAAUAAGUUACAGAAGAGAAGGCCUGGACUGAAAAAAAAGAUUAUGGAAAAGUACCAGAUUAUUUAACUAAAAUCUAAAGCAGUAUCAAUAAUGAAUAUGAAAUCAUUCGAAAUAUGCAUAUGAAUGAAGCAGAAGAAAGAGACAAAUAAAAAUAUUUAAUGACUCUUGAAGAAGUAGAGCGUUUAAAGUUAGGAUUGAAAAAGAAAUGGGAAUCUGUAAACAAGGAGUAUUAAACAAUUACACAUAUAAGAAUGAUAGAUACUGUAGGAUUAAAAAGAAAGUAUAUAUUAAAUUCUAUUUUAUUAGAAAGGAGUAAUGCGAGAAAGAAUUAGCUUUGUUAGAGAAAGAUAUAGAAAAAUUAAAUAAAAACUAUGUUUUCAUAGACACGUAGAAAUGA